This is a messenger RNA of Penicillium cataractarum, 2169 nucleotides long. RefSeq names its product DUF2457 domain-containing protein. The transcript has a single exon. NCBI's taxonomy places the organism in Eukaryota, Fungi, Ascomycota, Eurotiomycetes, Eurotiales, Aspergillaceae. The record is from RefSeq and is a predicted model, not a curated record. The coding region runs from base 1 to 2169 and encodes 722 amino acids.
AUGCUCAUCGCCCCCAACGCCUCCACGAGGCCCUCCCACGACGAGGCCGACAUGGCUGAGGACUUGGACGAACCCCCUGAUCAACAUCAUAUUAUCCAUGCGACUUCAUUACACCACCACGAUGAGACCGUCUUCGCCCGCCCUGCUAUCUCCCACCAAAAGGAAUCCCUGCUCACCCGCGCCCUCAAGAGCAGCCCGGAGAUGUCCCCCACCGAACCACACUCCGCCCUCCACGACUCUACAUACUCGUACCGCUCCUACCCUCACAGCAACAUUAGUGGCAUCUCUACCGCAGAGCUGACCAGUGAUGGCGGCUUGACCAGCCCGUCUCUUUCCAACACCCCGAGUCCACCGUUGCCACCACAGAUGAUGGGCAAGGCUGCUCCGAUGAACGGCAGGAGAGACAGCACUCCCAAGGUCAAAAUCGCCGUUGCCAAUGAGACCACCGUCGAGGCCAACCUGGGCCGUAAGCGGUGCAUCAGCUUUGCCUGCGGUCGCCAGACCGAGCCCACUACUACUCAAAAACCUUCCACGCCACAAAACCCUCAACCCGCACCAACCCAAGCUACACUUGAACCUCCCAAGCGCAAAACUGCUCUCACAUUUGCCUGCCCCGGACGUCUUUCCGCCAUCGCACGUGAACGCUCGCCAGGUCGUAAGAGCGCCUUCCGAAGCCGUUGUCGCGGCUCUCCAGCACCCGUUGCCCGCAAGCCCUCCCAGGACCGUGUGGACGGUGCUCUGAAUGAGAAGGUGCCGGCAAAGAGUGUCCCUCAAGGUAUUCCGACCAGCGGGCUCGGCAAGUUUGAGGAAUCCGAGGCUACUCGGUUCCACGAGUUUGCCAGCUCCAUGGAUGAGGAUGACGAGUGGGUGACUAAGUCGACCGAUUACGCCCAAAAGAUCACUCUCAACGAUUGCAUGAAGAAAGAGAUUGCCAUUCGACGACUGGGUGAAGAGGCCGAGGAGGAAGCUCAGGAUGAAGAAGACGAAGAUGACGAAGAUGACGACGUCGAGGAUCUCGCCGAUGAUGACUCCACUGUUCACUUCUCCGACGACGAUGGAAACGAGUCCGACAAUGAGGCUGGCUUUGCUGACUCUGACGAGAGCGAUGAUGAUGGCUCCGACUACGAAUUCUGGGCCCCUUCGGCAGUUGUACCUGAUUCCAGCAAUCAGCCUUCCGACGCCUUCGCUGCAUCCAUGGAGCGUCGUGCUUCAAACACUUCAUUCGACUCUAUGACCGAUGACCACCACCACCCGAAAUGGUUGCCAGCUCCCGUUCGAAAGCUUGCAGGCCGUCGCCCUUCCAAGGGGUCUAAGAUUAUGCGCCCUGGCACCCCCAACCUUCCGGAUAGCACUGAUUUUGUCUGUGGCACACUCGAUGAAGAUCGUCCUAUGGAGGCUGCUUACAAGUCCUGCAUGGAGCAACGGCGCAUGUCGAAGCACAUUCUCAUCCCGCAAGACAUCGACCCUAGCUUCCCGACCAGCGACCCAGAGGACGACGACGAGGAUCUGGAGGAUAUCUCGCACGGUGAUUUCGACGAAUUCAUUUUCGAGCCGUCCCGCGGCCGCACGGAGGAUCCCACUCGCAAGCCCUCGCCUCGUCACUCCCCCAAGCGUAUGGUGUCUCCCCCACCUCGCCGGGCUGGUCGAAUUUCUCCCAAGCGUCUGAAGUCCCCUCCUCCUCGAUCCCGGGCCUGCCGAGCCAAGUCGCCAUCGCCUUCUAAGCGACCUGUCUUCCCGGAGGAUCUGCCCGCUAUCGAGUCUUCUUCACCACAGGGUCUGAACAUCAGCCACUUGGUCCAGCGCCCACAUUUGGUACGCACCAAGUCGCUGCCGCGCACACCCAACCCUUUCUUCACAAGCUUGGACAAGUCACACCGGUGGCAUGGAAUCCCACCUUUGACCGAGUCGCCCGAGCGGGAGCACUCUCGCACACGCGAAAUGCACACCCGUGGACCCAUUGACAUUGUCGAGGGUCUUGAAAAGAAGCGCCAGAAGCGCAAAGAAAAGUUCUGGCGUCAACAUUGCCGUAAAGCUGCCAAAGAGCAGAUGGUUCGGCGGCCGAUUCCCGGCAAGGGAGCCGAACGGAUGAAGGAGCUUGGCCUCGAAGUUGCUGAGAGGUGCAGGGCUUAUGGUGUUGCUCAAGACACCCAGCUCGUCCUAUCCGUUUAG